Molecule: messenger RNA, 4970 nt
Organism: Cherax quadricarinatus
Lineage: Eukaryota; Metazoa; Arthropoda; Malacostraca; Decapoda; Parastacidae
Product: irregular chiasm C-roughest protein
Biological process (GO): cell-cell adhesion
Cellular component (GO): cell-cell junction; plasma membrane
Molecular function (GO): cell adhesion molecule binding
Source: RefSeq, a predicted model, not a curated record
AUGUUCACGUGGUGGAUCUCCUGGACUUGGGCAUGGGUGCUGUGGUCUUCCUGGGCGCACUUGACUGUGAAUGCAAUGUGGGCUGCGGGCAUUAUCCAGCAGGAGGUUGGGGCGGGAAGAAACGUGACUGCUGUAGGUACGAAGAAAGAGGUUCAACUUGGCCCAGGCAUGGGAGGCUCAGCCGUGCAAACUCUUGGUAGAGAAGGGGCACAGCACUUUGCUACCCAGCCCACGCCCCAGACUGCUGUAGUGGGCUCCACAGCUGUUCUUCCCUGUAGAGUGAUCAACAAAGUGGGGCACCUCCAGUGGACCAAGGAUGGUUUUGGACUUGGUACCGAGCGAGAUCUUUUUGGCUUCUCCCGAUACGCCAUGAUUGGUUCUGACGACGAAGGAGACUUCAGCCUGAAGAUACAGCCGGUGUUGUUGGAGGAUGACUCGCUGUACCAGUGUCAAGUGAGUGCCAGUGAUGGAGUACCUGGCAUCAGGUCCCACCCAGCGCGUCUCACUGUGUAUGUCCCACCUGACCCGCCUCGGGUCAAGCCUCCCAUUCUGCGAGCAACAGCCGGGAUGACUGUUACCCUCGAGUGUGAGAGCCGUGGAGGACGACCCCCGCCAGAGAUUCAGUGGGUUGACGACAACCGCCGUGAGAACAUAAGGACAGGCGCCGUGCUGGCCACGGAGGCCAUGCCAGAUGGGAAGAGAGUCACUGUCCGCUCCCGUCUCUCCUUCACACCACGACGGUCACACCACAACUCCACUGUCACCUGUCUCACCUCCAACCAGGCCCUCACCUCCCCCCUCACCAGUUCGAUCCAACUGAGUGUUCUCUUCCCUCCUGAAGUUCGUCUACACGUCCGCCCUCAGCAGCUGAUCGAGGGAGAUGAUGCUACCUUUAUAUGCAGUGCCUUAGCCAACCCCAGCAUCAUUACCUACAGAUGGUAUCACAACAGCCAGGAGCUGCAGAACGAAACCUCAAGAACUCUUACAUUGUAUAAGAUCUCCAGAAACUUACACCAAGAUGCUAUAUCAUGUGAGGUAUCGAACAAGGUGGGCACGUCGAGGAAGACACAGAGCGUGCACGUGCAGUACGGUCCAAUGUUCCGUGCCCUACCUCGAGACGUCAUGGCUGAGACCGGAAAGGAGGUCGUUCUCAAGUGCGACGUCGACUCUAACCCUCCAGCAACCAUUGUAUGGCUCCAGGAGGGAUCCGACAAGAUCAUCGGAACAGGGCGAGAGCUGGUAGUGGUGGUGGGUUCUUCUACUGCCGGUGUGUACACCUGCGUGGCCACCGUCAGGGGCUUCCCUGACUUGCGGGGGCGGCUGAGAGUAUUGGUGAAAGGCCCUCCGACCAUCGUGAGUGCUGGGGAGCAGCAGGGAAGGAUGGGAGACACGGUAACCCUGGAGUGUAGCACCGUCUCCAUCCCCAGUCCUAUACGUAUCACCUGGACCUACAACGGCAGGGAGAUUGACCUCAGUGACCCUCACUAUGAGGUGGUUGAGGACGAACAGGAGGAGGGUCUGAGGAACAUCCUGGUGAUCCACGAUGCUGACACUCAGGACUUCGGUGCAUACAACUGUUCCGUUGUCAACGAGUACGGAGUCGCCAGGAAGCAGAUCAGACUCAACGAGGAGAAAACGGUGCCGGUACUGCUGCUGGUGGGUGGUGUGGUGGCACUGGUGGUCGUGGCUGUGGUUGUAGCAUCCCUCGUACUCUGCAACAAGCGGCACUCCACAAUUAAAGAACGGAGCCAACGCUUACGUGGCAGUGUUUAUGAUUACCUCGGGCGUCGUACCGUGAGGUUUAGCAAAGGGUCACCAGUACCAGAGAAGCCUCUGGCCCUGACUGAUGUCCCUGGCCCUCCUGUGGCUAAUAUGUACUCCGUGCCGUCAGACAGUAAGCUCUCAGAACUGACACCCACCACCACACCUACACACCAACCUUAUGAUGAGAUCACGCCCACAGACGAGACUAAAGUUGGGGUUGCCCAAGCCUUCAACAGAUUGAGUGGAGAUUCUGGCCAAACCUUCAUACCAGACCCAGAUAGCGAAGGAGGACGAGGUUACGUUCCCUUCGUGGACUACCAUGGGAGAGACUACGCCCCAGUAGCUAAUGGGCGGCGGGCCUCCUACAGUGAUUUGGGGCCUUAUUCCAACCCGGCUCCUCCCACAUCAGUGUCGUCAGCCUUGCCAGACUUCUGCACCAUCAGACGAGGCACUAGAGGACACGACCUAGCAGUUGAGAACGGCAUGAACGUACUGGGUACAACUAACUACCAGGACACAUCAACGUUGAGAAGCAACAGUAGUGCCCAAAUCCUCUCCCACCACUCUCCCUAUUCCACUGUCCGCUCUCCACCACCGCCUCCUUACCAAAAGAAUUUCAAAAUAGGAUCCCCACGAGGAGUCACAUCCCCCACAGUCACCACAUCCUUAACCCUCUCAAACUCUGUGGUUCACACCGACGAGCAUGGGUCCCCAGAAGCCAAAUAUAUCUUCUCACCUGAGGCUAUGAUGAAGCCUGGCACUCUAGUGUGACACUAGCCCCCUUCCUUCCUUAUCUGUGUGUGUGUGCUGAGACACUAGUGGGAGCUGGGAUCUCAUGUAGGCCUGUGAGGGGAAUUGCUCUAUUUACCUCCUAUCAUUUACACAGCAUUCUGAAAACCUUAACACAGGUUUUAAGGUAGAUCAUGUAAGCUCUUCAUUUAGCAUCCACAGGUGAGGUGUUAAGGCGACAUUUUCACCUGCAUAUGGACAACACCUUUAACAAGAUCCCACAUUUCCUGUUUCAGUCUUCAUAUUCUCCUUCAUUUCCGAGAGGGCUCCAACUUCUAUUCCAUUUCUUUGUAGUCUUCACCUCCUCUUCCAUUUCAUUUUGGAGUCUGCAUCUCCUCUUCCACUUCUUCGUCGAGUCACUAAUGCGCAUAAGUCUCCUUAGAGUUCAUCGAAUUUUUACCUCAAUUAAAUCUGAACAACCUCGAGUUAUCAGCUGCUCUUUGGGAGCUCCAUCAGUUUUGUGGAGUCAUAACUGCUGCUGAGGAAUCUCCAUAAUAAUAAUAAUAAUAAUAAUAAUAAUAAUAAUAAUAAUAAUAAUAAUAAUAAUAAUAAUAAUAAUAAUAAUAACAAUAAAAUAGAAUUACUACUACUACUAAUAAUAAUAAUUAUAUUAAUAAUAAUUAUAAUUAUAAAAAUUAUAACAACAAAAAUUAUUACAAUAAAUUAAAAAAAAGUACUCUAACUGCUAAACACGAUUUUGUUAAAAAAAACCAUAACAUAUUGCUAAUUAAUGCUUUGAGAAUAUUGAAAAUAACUAAAGAGGUCUAUUAGGUUUAUAUAACACAUUUGUUGUGCCAAUCUUACUGCUAAAGAUUUAAUGGUUUGACCCUAAUAAUAGUUAUAUUCAAAGUCUUUUAUAAACACAGCUUGGAGGUGAGUGGGGUGCAUCUUUAUGACUAAAGAUUUUACAGUGCAAUUAUUCCAACACACUGAAUUACCUGAGAAAUAUUUGCUAGAGAUUUGGAGAAAGACAGAACUUACUGGUUACAUCUCCUUGCGAAUCUGCGAAUAAUUCCUGCAUCUUGUUUGAUUCAACAUCUGUAAGAUAAGGCAUUAAACACGAAUACUGGUUAUUUCAAACUGAAUCUCUUUGUAAAUGAACACACCGAUAAUUUUUUGAACUUAAAGCAUGGAUUAGAGUAAAAUUUCUAGUAUGUUUGAAAUUAUAAUUGUUACCUGAUCUUAAGUUUUAAAAUGUUUAUCCAUGUAUAGCAUGUAUUACCAGUGCCUGAUGUCGUUUCCUCCUAUAAGUCUCUAUAAGCAAGGGUCUCGUUAUUGAGUAAAGAUAAUUUAGGUUCUGAAUGCUUAAAUCGUCAUUUUCAUGUUUUUAUAUUUGGUAUCGUGCGCUCUUAGUGUGUCAUUUUUUACACAGUUUUAUGAAACUUACGCGUUAGAUUUAUCCUCGAUUUACGAUGAUCCGUGCUAAAAUUUACAUAUUUUAUAUCUGGAACUCUUGCCAAACUUCAUAAUUUGAUGUGUUUAAAUAUUUUACUCAGGAUAUCAUACCGCUAUCAUUCCCGUGAUACUUAUAAUAAUAAUAAUAAUAAUAAUAAUAAUAAUAAUAAUAAUAAUAAUAAUAAUAAUAAUAAUAUAAUAUCUUUAUUUCUACAAGUACAUGUACAAGGUAUACAGACCAUAGCUGACAUCAGUUACAUAUUACCAUAUAGAAAGCCACUCGUUAUGCAGAGCAUUUCCGGAAAAUUAGGUCAGGUUUGUCCCAGGAUGCGACCCACACAAGUCGACUAACACCCAGGUACCCAUUUUACUGAUGCGUGAACAUAGACAACCGGUGUAAAGAAUCACGCCCAGUGUUUCUACCCUCUCUGGGAGUCGAACCCAGACAUCGCCGUGUGAAGCGAGAGCUUUAGCCACCAGCCUAAUGUGUCUCAAGUGGGUAAACAUGUGGGCACGCCAGGCACUUUGCAUAACACUCUGCAUUCGAAUCUUAAGGAAGUCCUUGAUAAAUGAACUUAGUGGAGCUAAAGCUGUGAUUUCACUGUGCAUUAUAAUACAUGCAUUAAAUAUUCAGAAGAGUGAACGUGGGCUCGAAUCAAGGUCGGUAAACUGACAGUCCGACGCUCGACCGUCUACACUAACCCAGGCCUUUAAUACGAAAAAAUAGGAGGUGGGGAAAGAACAAAUCUACUGAUAAAGCUCCUGGUCCGAGGGAAGGAAUUCAGUUGGUUUAUAGUUGGUGCCUAUGACGGAAUAUAAUACAGUAUUAUUUCCGAUUCCUUCGUAUUAGAGGACCGGGUUAUUCAACAAGGUGUUUGUGGUCUGAAGGAGGAGUGUUGAUAUGCUGUAGUGUUUUUUGUAAGUGUAAAUUAUUUACACAUCUGGCAAGACAGUAAUGGAAUGAAUUAUGAUAAAAGUGUUUCUUUAUUUUUCAGGUCACCCGGCCUAGGUGGGAAACGGUC